Molecule: messenger RNA, 504 nt
Organism: Racocetra persica
Lineage: Eukaryota; Fungi; Glomeromycota; Glomeromycetes; Diversisporales; Gigasporaceae
Source: the annotation of a GenBank genome assembly
UCCAAUCGUUGUAAUUUGCAAAACCUUUUUCCUAAACAAUUGAUCGAGCAUCACGAAGAAUCCGAAGAAAUGGGUGGUUAUUUCAUAAUUAAUGGGAUCGAAAAGAUCAUUCGUCUAUUGUUGGUACAACGGAGGAAUUAUCCCAUGGCUUUGAUUAGACCGUCAUUAGCAAGUCGUGGUGCAUCAUAUACCGAAUAUGGUGUAUCUAUUCGUUGUGCGAGACAAGAUCAGACGACCAUGACAAACGUUUUGCAUUACUUAAAAAAUGGCAAUUGCAUGUUUAGGUUUUCAUGGAGAAAACAAGAAUACAUGAUUCCAGUAAUAUUGAUUAUGAAGGCUUUGGUUGAGAUAAAUGACAAAGGAAUCUUUGAGCAGUUGAUACAGGGAGAAUUUUCCAAUACUUUCUUGACAGAUAGAGUGGAACUUAUGCUUCAAGAGUUUAAAUCAUUUAGCAUUCAAUCCAAAGAACAAUGCGUUAGUUUCUUGGGUGAAAAGUUUCGCGUC